CCCAGAUAUGCAGUCAUGUCGUUCCACGUCUUCCUCCACGAAGGCGUCGAUCUGGCUGUGUAUGAGACGCAUAAAGGCGGCGAGUUCGACCAAACUAACGUCAUAGCGCACCCCGUCGUCACCGCCAUUACCCCCAUCGGCAUAGACCAUAUCGCUACUCUCGGACCGUCCAUCGAAAACAUUGCAUGGCAUAAGGCUGGCGUCUUCGAGGUGGGAGCCGCCGCACUCUCGAUAUGCCGGGAGCCAGCCGUUGCUGAGGUGCUGAACGCCCGAGCUGCCGAAAAGGGAGUAAUGCUGAAAUUUGUCGGAGUCGACCACCAGCUGCCAGGUGACUUUGCUGCCCGGGUUCAGCGGCUCAACCGCUCACUGGCUCGAGAGGUUGCUGAUGCCUUUCUUGCCAGGAUGUCACCGGGGCAGAGACUCUCGCGUGAGGAUAUAGUGGAGGGUAUGAGACAGUUUUCUUGGCCGGGACGGUUCCAAACAAUCCACGAUGGUCGCUGCACCUGGUUUCUGGACGGCGCACAUAACGAGCUGAGCGUUCGCGAGGCGGCAGAAUAUAAACUACAUUGCCUUUUUUUUUCCUCCCUAUGCCAACGGGACGUAGCCGAUACGGCUCCUAGGGGUUCGGCGUUGCCGAGACGAGUUCUUGUCUUUGCCCAAGUGUCGCACGAUCGUGACGUCGACUCAGUCCUGCGGCGUUUAGCUCAGUAUAUGCAACAUAAAGUGCAAGAAGUCAUCUUUACGGUUGGGAAGUAUGACUCAUAUGGUACGGAUAACCGCCUUACGUCAAACUCGUAUGGUCCAGCCGAGUCGUUGAGUGAAGAGAGCACUAUAAUCACCAGGUAUGCGGAAAUCUGGCAGGAGUUAGAACCGCAGGCCCGAGUAUCGAUUUCGGCUACCACCAAGGACGCUGUGGAGCGAGCCAGGAUGUCGGCCGGCUCAGCCAACAACACGCAUGUCUUGGUCACGGGGAGCCUCCGACUGGUCGGUAACGUCUUUCAGAUUCUCGGGGUAGCGGUAGCUAGCUAG
Messenger RNA from Trematosphaeria pertusa, 1029 nucleotides. RefSeq names its product Mur ligase. The transcript is spliced from 3 exons. The record is from RefSeq and is a predicted model, not a curated record. Lineage: Eukaryota; Fungi; Ascomycota; Dothideomycetes; Pleosporales; Trematosphaeriaceae. Gene Ontology annotation, molecular function: tetrahydrofolylpolyglutamate synthase activity; ATP binding. Gene Ontology annotation, biological process: tetrahydrofolylpolyglutamate biosynthetic process. The annotation marks the transcript as partial. Gene Ontology annotation, cellular component: cytoplasm; cytosol; mitochondrion.